Messenger RNA from Helianthus annuus (common sunflower), 3471 nucleotides. Its product is annotated as receptor-like protein 2. The transcript has a single exon. The record is from RefSeq and is a predicted model, not a curated record. The coding region runs from base 27 to 1070 and encodes 347 amino acids. Lineage: Eukaryota; Viridiplantae; Streptophyta; Magnoliopsida; Asterales; Asteraceae. Gene Ontology annotation, molecular function: protein binding.
UUGUGAUUUGUCUCCAAUACUCCCUCAUGUUGCCUCCAAAGGCUCUCUUAUUUCCCUCUUCCUUCAGUAACCACUAUAAUAUGAGUUUUGUUAGCUUCUUGAUUAUACUCAUCCUCCUCUUCCCCACACUUGCUGAUGCAGAUUGCAACCCUGAUGAGAAAGAUUCCCUCUUGUCCUUCGCAACCAACUUUCCCAACCUCAACUGGUCUUCUACCGAAGAUUGCUGCUCAUGGGCUGGAAUCUCUUGUGAUGACAAAAGAUAUCGGGUCAUCCGGUUAUCCAUCCCUGAUAGAGCCCUUCGCGGUGUCAUCCCUUCUUCUCUUCAAAAUCUCACCUCUCUCUCUUUCCUCAACCUGUCUUGUAAUUUCCUUUCUGGUCCCAUCCCUGACGGACUUUUCUCCUCUUUCAACAACCUGCACACCAUUGACUUGAGCUAUAAUAGGCUUUCUGGACACUUACCUCACACCUGGCCUCCUACCCUUCAAGUGCUCAAUCUCUCCAGCAAUCAUUUCAAUGGGACAAUUCAAACUACCAAUCUCCAUUCGUUUCAAAGCAUGAUCACUCUUAAUAUUAGCAAUAACAGCUUCACAGGCACUAUUCCUCCUUCUGUAUGUUCCAAUUCACCGUCUUUAGUCAACCUUGAUUUCUCUUUGAACCACUUCACUGGAAAUAUCCCCCAAGGGUUCGGUGCCUGUUCAAACCUUGUGGUUUUGAGCCUGGGUUCUAACAGACUCACAGGACAGAUCCCAACUGAUAUCAGUUGUGCUCUAUCUCUGCAACAUUUGUUAUUACAGAGAAAUUAUCUUAUGGGCAAGAUUGAUGGAAGCAUUACAAACCUCACAAACCUUAGGAGUCUUGUCUUGUCUGAUAACAUGUUAUCCGGUUCCAUCCCUCGUAAUAUCGGGAAGCUAUCAUUGUUGGAGAAACUGGAACUUGACGAUAAUCUUCUCAAUGGAACGCUACCUUUGUCAUUGGUGAAUUGCACGAAGCUUCAACUGCUUAUCUUUAUUGGAAUGAAAUUCGCUGGUAUAGAUCAGAAUGUUUAUGAUGUUCAGAUAAUGAAUUGGUGAAUCUGAAUGAUACAUACAUCGUUUACUAUAUACAACCGAGGGGUUUAAGAAUAACCGCCCUUAACUUAGGUUAACCCUAUUAAUAAUAGAAAAACAUAACAGAACUUAUGUUAUACCUAAUAUAAAUACAUAUAAACUUAUAAUAUGAUCUAGCUUAAUACUUGUCUCGGUCUAAUACCCUCCCGUAAGCUAGAUCAACUUCUAGUUGACUCUUCUGGAUAGCCUUCACAUAUCUGCAGUUGACUCUUUAAUCUUGAAAAACUUUUGUAUUGCAGAGCUUUAGUAAGAAUAUCUGCAAUUUGAUUUCCUGUGGAGCAGAAGCAGACAUCAACAUUGUUAUUCUUGAUCAGAUCCCGAAUAAAGUGAUAUUUGAUCCUUAUAUGUUUGCUCUUGCCAUGAAACACAGGGUCCUUAGCUAGGCAAAUUGUAGACUUGUUAUCACAGUAUAUAGUUACUGGAUCCUUGAUCCCUUCUUGAAGUUCAUCUAGAAUCCCUUUGAUCCAAAGUGCUUGGCAACCAGCCAUGGAUAGAGCAAUGUACUCGGCUUCUGUUGAUGACAAAGCCACUACUUUUUGUUUCUUCGAUUGCCAUGCUAUCGUUCCUGUUCCUAAUUGAAAAACAUAUCCUGAUGUGCUCUUGCUAUCAUCAACAUUCCCUGCAUAAACACUAUCGCUAUAUCCAAUUAGUGUUCCUUUGCCUCCUUUUGAAUAUACAAGUCCUUGAUUUAAUGUUCCUUUGACAUAUCUAAGUAUUCUUUUCCCUGCUUCCCAGUGACUUCGUUUGGGUUGCUCCAUGAAUUGACUUAUUUUGUUUACUGCAAACAUUAUGUCCGGCCUUGUGUUGGUUAAGUACAUAAGACUUCCAACUAAUCUCCUAUAUAGAUUUGGAUCUACUUCAUCGUCUGGAUCAUUUUUGGACAACCGUAAUCCAUACUCCAUUGGAGUUGAAAUUCCAGAGCAGUUCGACAUGUUGAACUUGUCCAAUAAACCUUUUGCAUAUUGUCGUUGAGAUAAGAGGAUGUUCCCAUUGUCGAAUAACACUUCCAUUCCCAGAAAGUAAUGUAGGAUCCCCAUAUCGGUCAUUUCAAACUCGGUUUUCAUUAAGUCUUUAAAAGAUUCAAGAUUUGUUAAUGAGUCACUUGCAACUAUAAGGUCAUCUACGUACAGACAAAUGAUUAAUUUCCCUUCCUUGGAUAUUUUUGUAAAUAAAGUGUGUUCGUAAGUACACUUCUUGAAACCAUUUUUGGUAAAAUAUCCUUCUAUUCUACUAUACCAUGCCCUUGGAGCUUGUUUUAAACCAUACAACGCCUUUUUUAGCUUACACACCUUUUUUUCCUUUCCUUUCACAACAUAUCCUUCCGGUUGUUCGAUAAAGACAUGUUCUUUUAGAUAUCCAUUUAAAAAGGCAGUUUUUACAUCCAUUUGAUGUAAAUGCCAUCCAUGUUGUGCUGCUAGUGCAAGUACAAGUCGAACAGUAUCAAACCUGAUAACGGGUGCAAAGACAUCUUGAUAAUCUAUUCCAUACUUCUGAUUAUAACCUUUUACGACCAACCUCGCUUUGUGUUUACUUAUUUCCCCAUGUUCAUCAUACUUGGUCUUAUAUAUCCAUUUAACACCUAUUGGUGUUUGAUUCGGAGGUGGAUCUACUAGCUCCCACGUAUCAUUUUUUGUGAUUGAUUCCAUUUCUUUAUCCAUGGCGUCUUGCCAAAUUGCUUCUUUGCUUGCUUCAACAUAUGUCGUAGGAUCCGUAUCCGCAUAUAAAACAAAAUUUACCACUCCAUUUGAGCGUCCUUGUUCUUUCUCAUAGAGUUCCCUUACUUGUGCAUCGGUUAGCUCUGUGGAGUCUUGAUACACUUGAGUUAUUGCCUUGGUUCUAAUGACUUCGUUUUCCGAGUCUGAUGAGGAGCCAGUAUCUUCAUGGUUAACUGUUUCUUCAAUAUUUCCCGAAUUUUCAUUAUGAUUUAUGUCAUCAGAUUGCGUGUUGUCCUCUUCAUUUAUCUCUAAUUCUGUAAUCAUGUCAUCCACUGCAAUCUGCUUGUCAUCUUCGCUUGCGUUACCGAUCUCUAUGCAAAACUUACCAUUAUCUGUUUUACUAGUUAUCCAGUGCUGAUUUUCACUGAAUAUCACGUCUCUACUAACAAUCAUUCUGUUCGUUAUUGGGUUGAAUAACUUGUACGCUUUGCUGUGUUCGCUAUAACCGACAAAGAUGACCCGUUCAGUUUUAUCAUCCAGUUUGUACCGCUUCUGCUUGGGAACAUGUACGUAGGCGAUACAGCCAAACACGCGAAGAUGUUCUAUAUUUGGUUUCCUUCCACUCCAUACUUCUUGUGGGGUUAUCUUCGGUACGCUUUUAGUGGUUGCCCGAUUUACCAGAUAGGUAGCACAGGCUACUGCCUCGGCCC